AUGCUUCUAAAAUGGGCAAAUACUUAUCAAGAUGGUCAUAUAGCUACAACUGACUCAGCCGAGGGUAUUUCUGUAUCAAUUCAAGAUUUUUUAAUAACGUUUGAAAUGGUUAUGGGAUCAAUAGCGCAUUGGUAUGCAUUUUCAUUCAAAGAUUAUAUUGAUCCUAACUAUAGAUCAGGUCGUAUGCCAAUCAGAUAUGCAUUUAAAGAUUGUAUGGGAUUCAAAGAUGUUCUUGAAGACACAUUAGAAACAAUCAGAGGCUCGAGAUUCAAUUAUAGAACAUUUGAACCAGCAGAAGGCAUGGCAUAUAUAGGCCCUAGUCGGACAGCAAGAAUUAUGGCCGGAUUAAGAUUUACGGGUGGUGGGUCAGGAAAAUAUUGGUUGCCUGGACCUAAUAACUCACGUUCAUCAUUAUCUUCAGAAAGAGCGGACGACGAUGAUAAAAAUAGUUUAAAUUUUCCAGAUCCAACGCCAGACGAUGAAGUUGAAACAAUGUAUGAUUAUAGUAGAAGGUUGGGUAGAUUUGGUGAUUACAAUUUUCCAGUUAUAUUUCAGAAUUCAUAUGAAACAAAAGAUAUUUUCAAUAACAACGAUGAUGAUAAUGAAGAAUAUGAUUUCUUUGAAGAUGAUGAGCUUAUAAAUAAUCGUAUUAGAAAUGGGUCUUCAAGUAAAAAUCGACAAUUAAGUGAUCCGAAUGUUUCACCUUUUAGAAUAGGAUGCAUUGAUUUGGUAAGAGAAAUACCUAAUAGUGAUGGCAAAAGAUUUGAAAGAUUUAUAGAUCGAAUCGAAUCAUCGUCAUCAUCAAAAUCAUUUAAUAAAAUUAAUGUAGAAGAUGAUGAUGAUGACGAAACAGAUGAAUUUGAUCCUCUUGGAACAAAUCGUACUAGACAUUUGAGUAAUUCAUUAAAAUCUUUAGAAAAAAAUAUUUGGAAAGAAGACGAUUAUUUCAAUUUAUAA
Molecule: messenger RNA, 957 nt
Organism: Entrophospora sp. SA101
Lineage: Eukaryota; Fungi; Glomeromycota; Glomeromycetes; Entrophosporales; Entrophosporaceae
Source: the annotation of a GenBank genome assembly